CGGCGGCGGAGGGAGAUGAGGAGAUAGGCGGGAGCGAGGGAGCGGAGGAGCGCAGGAGGACGAGAGGAGUGGAGCGGCGCGGGGAGGGCGCGCAGCUUGGUUGCUCCGUAGUACGGCGGCUCGCGAGGGAGCAUCCCGAGCGGGUCCGGGACGGCCGGGAGACAGGCGACCGGGCGGGGAUGGUGUGCGCGGCUGCGGACCCUGCGUUCCUCCGCGCGGCGUGCGGGCUGCACUGAUUUGUGAGGGGCGGCCGCGCGCACCCGCCCGGAGAUGAGGUUCCCUGGGAACCAAGGAGAACUGAGGAGUGAAUGGGCAUUUGAAGGACUCAGGCAUAUGGGCGUCAAUUAGCAAGGUAAACGUAACAGAACCAUGGCUCAGUUUCCGACACCUUUUGGUGGGAGCCUAGAUAUCUGGGCUAUAACUGUGGAGGAAAGAGCCAAGCAUGACCAGCAGUUCCAUAGUUUGAAGCCGAUAUCUGGAUUCAUUACUGGUGAUCAAGCAAGGAAUUUUUUUUUCCAAUCUGGGUUACCUCAGCCUGUUUUAGCACAAAUAUGGGCACUAGCGGACAUGAAUAAUGAUGGAAGAAUGGAUCAAGUGGAGUUUUCCAUAGCCAUGAAACUUAUCAAACUGAAGCUACAAGGAUAUCAGCUCCCCUCUGCACUGCCCCCUGUCAUGAAACAGCAGCCAGUCGCUAUGUCUAGUGCACCAGCAUUUGGUAUAGGAGGAAUUGCUAGCAUGCCACCACUUACUGCUGUUGCUCCAGUGCCAAUGGGCUCCAUCCCAGUUGUUGGAAUGUCUCCACCCUUAGUAUCGUCUGUCCCUCCAGCAGCAGUGCCUCCCCUGGCUAAUGGGGCCCCUCCUGUCAUACAGCCUCUGCCUGCAUUUGCUCAUCCUGCAGCCACAUUGCCAAAGAGUUCUUCCUUCAGCAGAUCUGGUCCAGGGUCACAAUUAAACACUAAAUUACAGAAGGCACAAUCAUUUGAUGUAGCCAGUGCCCCUCCAGCGGCAGAAUGGGCUGUGCCCCAGUCAUCAAGACUGAAAUACAGGCAGCUGUUCAACAGCCACGACAAAACCAUGAGUGGACACCUGACAGGUCCCCAGGCAAGAACUAUUCUCAUGCAAUCAAGUUUACCCCAGGCUCAGCUGGCAUCAAUAUGGAAUCUUUCUGACAUUGAUCAAGAUGGAAAACUCACAGCAGAAGAAUUUAUCCUGGCUAUGCACCUAAUUGAUGUUGCCAUGUCUGGUCAACCACUGCCGCCUGUCCUGCCUCCAGAAUACAUCCCUCCUUCCUUUAGAAGAGUCCGCUCUGGCAGUGGGAUGUCCGUCCUGAGCUCUUCAUCUGUGGAUCAGAGGCUGCCCGAGGAGCCGGCGUCAGAGGAGGAGCAGCAGUUAGAAAAGAAGCUGCCUGUAACAUUUGAAGAUAAGAAGCGCGAGAAUUUUGAGCGUGGCAAUCUGGAACUGGAGAAGCGCCGGCAGGCCCUCUUGGAGCAGCAGCGCAAAGAGCAGGAGCGUUUGGCUCAGUUGGAGCGUGCCGAGCAGGAGAGAAAAGAGCGGGAGCGCCAGGAGCAGGAGCGCAAAAGACAGCUGGAGCUAGAGAAGCAGCUAGAAAAGCAGCGGGAGCUGGAGCGGCAGAGAGAGGAGGAGAGAAGGAAAGAAAUCGAGAGGCGAGAGGCCGCGAAGCGGGAGCUUGAACGGCAGCGGCAACUUGAAUGGGAGCGCAACCGGAGACAGGAGCUCCUGAGCCAGAGGAACAAAGAGCAGGAGGGCAGCGUGGUCCUCAAGGCCAGGAGGAAGACCCUGGAGUUUGAGCUGGAAGCCCUGAACGACAAAAAGCAUCAACUAGAAGGAAAACUUCAAGAUAUCAGGUGCCGGCUGACAACCCAAAGGCAGGAAAUUGAGAGCACAAACAAGUCUAGAGAGCUGAGAAUUGCGGAGAUCACCCACUUACAGCAACAGUUACAGGAGUCUCAGCAAAUGCUUGGAAGACUUAUUCCAGAGAAACAGAUACUCAAUGACCAAUUAAAACAAGUUCAGCAGAACAGUUUGCAUAGAGAUUCGCUCCUCACCCUCAAAAGAGCCUUGGAAGCAAAAGAGCUGGCUCGGCAGCAGCUUCGAGAGCAGUUGGACGAGGUGGAGAGGGAGACCAGGUCGAAGCUGCAGGAGAUUGAUGUUUUCAACAACCAGCUGAAGGAACUAAGAGAAAUACAUAGUAAGCAGCAGCUCCAGAAGCAGAGGUCCAUGGAGGCAGAGCGGCUGAAACAAAAAGAGCACGAGCGGAAAAGCCUAGAGUUAGAAAAGCAAAAGGAAGACGCUCAAAGCUGUGUUCAGGGAAGGGACAGGCAGUGGCUGGAGCACGUGCAGCAGGAAGAGCAACUGCGGCCCCGGAAAUCACACGAGGAGAGCAAACUGAAAAGGGAAGACAGUGUCAGAACGAAGGAGGGCGAAGAGAGAGCCAAACCAGAAGUACAAGACAAGCCGGGUCGGCUUUUCCAUCCACACCAAGAGGCAGCUAAGCCAGCUGUCCAGGCACCCUGGUCUAGCACAGAGAAAGGUCCGAUUACAAUUUCUGCACAGGAGAAUGUGAAAGUGGUGUAUUACCGAGCACUGUACCCCUUCGAAUCUAGAAGUCACGAUGAAAUCACCAUCCAGCCAGGAGAUAUAGUCAUGGUUAAAGGGGAAUGGGUGGAUGAAAGCCAAACUGGAGAACCAGGAUGGCUUGGAGGAGAAUUAAAAGGAAAAACAGGAUGGUUCCCUGCAAACUAUGCAGAGAAGAUUCCAGAAAAUGAGGUUCCCACUGCAGCCAAACCAGUGACCGAUCUGACAACUGCCCCUGCCCCCAAACUGGCUCUGCGUGAGGCCCCUGCUCCUUUGCCAGUGACCUCUUCUGAGCCCUCUACAACCCCCAACAACUGGGCAGACUUCAGUGCCACGUGGCCCAGCAGCACAAAUGAGAAACCAGAAACAGAUAACUGGGAUGCGUGGGCAGCGCAGCCUUCUCUUACUGUUCCCAGUGCUGGCCAGUUAAGGCAGAGAUCGGCCUUCACUCCCGCCACAGCCACUGGCUCCUCCCCAUCUCCCGUCCUGGGCCAGGGUGAAAAAGUGGAAGGGCUGCAAGCGCAAGCCCUGUAUCCUUGGAGAGCCAAAAAAGACAACCACCUAAAUUUUAACAAAAACGACGUCAUCACCGUUCUGGAGCAGCAAGACAUGUGGUGGUUUGGAGAAGUUCAAGGUCAGAAGGGUUGGUUCCCCAAGUCUUACGUGAAACUCAUUUCAGGGCCCGUAAGGAAAUCCACAAGCAUCGACUCUGGCCCCACUGAAAGUCCUGCCAGCCUAAAGCGAGUGGCUUCCCCAGCAGCCAAAGCAGCCAUCCCUGGAGAAGAAUUUAUUGCCAUGUACACUUACGAGAGUUCUGAGCAAGGAGAUUUAACCUUUCAGCAAGGGGAUGUGAUUUUGGUUACCAAGAAAGAUGGUGACUGGUGGACAGGAGCAGUGGGCGACAAGUCCGGAGUCUUCCCUUCUAACUAUGUGAGGCUUAAAGAUUCAGAGGGCUCUGGAACUGCUGGGAAAACAGGGAGUUUAGGAAAAAAACCUGAAAUUGCCCAAGUUAUUGCUUCCUACACAGCUACUGGUCCCGAACAACUCACCCUGGCUCCUGGUCAGCUGAUUUUGAUCCGAAAAAAGAACCCAGGUGGAUGGUGGGAAGGAGAGCUGCAAGCUCGAGGGAAAAAGCGCCAGAUAGGCUGGUUUCCAGCAAAUUAUGUCAAACUUCUAAGUCCUGGAACGAGCAAAAUCACCCCGACUGAGCUACCCAAGUGUGCAGCGCUGCCUGCAGUGUGCCAGGUGAUCGGGAUGUACGACUACACCGCACAGAACGACGACGAGCUGGCCUUCAGCAAGGGCCAGAUCAUCAACGUCCUCAACAAGGAGGACCCCGACUGGUGGAAAGGAGAAGUCAAUGGGCAAGUUGGGCUCUUCCCAUCCAAUUACGUGAAGCUCACCACAGACAUGGACCCGAGCCAGCAAUGGUGCUCAGACUUACAUCUCUUAGAUAUGUUGACCCCAACAGAGAGGAAGCGACAAGGCUACAUCCACGAACUCAUUGUCACAGAGGAGAACUAUGUGAAUGACCUGCAGCUGGUCACAGAGAUUUUUCAGAAACCCCUAAUGGAGUCUGAGCUGCUGACAGAAAAAGAGGUCGCUAUGAUCUUUGUUAACUGGAAGGAGCUGAUCAUGUGCAACAUCAAACUCCUGAAAGCGCUGAGAGUCCGCAAGAAGAUGUCGGGAGAGAAGAUGCCGGUGAAGAUGAUCGGGGACAUUCUGAGCGCGCAGCUGCCGCACAUGCAGCCCUACAUCCGCUUCUGCAGCUGCCAGCUCAACGGCGCUGCCCUCAUCCAGCAGAAGACGGACGAGGCCCCGGACUUCAAGGAGUUCGUCAAAAGACUCGCCAUGGACCCCAGGUGCAAAGGAAUGCCACUGUCUAGCUUCAUACUGAAGCCUAUGCAGCGCGUCACGAGAUACCCGCUGAUCAUUAAAAACAUCCUGGAAAACACUCCUGAGAACCACCCCGACCACAGCCACCUGAAGCACGCCCUGGAAAAGGCGGAAGAGCUCUGCUCGCAGGUGAAUGAGGGGGUUCGAGAGAAGGAGAACUCGGACCGGCUGGAGUGGAUCCAAGCCCACGUGCAGUGCGAAGGCCUGUCUGAGCAACUGGUGUUCAAUUCGGUGACCAACUGCUUGGGGCCACGCAAGUUUCUGCACAGUGGGAAGCUCUACAAGGCCAAGAGCAGCAAGGAGCUGUACGGCUUCCUCUUCAACGACUUCCUCCUGCUGACCCAAGUCACAAAGCCCUUAGGCUCUUCUGGCACCGACAAAGUCUUCAGCCCCAAAUCUAACCUGCAGUAUAAAAUGUACAAAACGCCCAUUUUCUUAAAUGAAGUCCUGGUAAAACUGCCCACCGACCCUUCUGGAGACGAACCCAUCUUUCACAUUUCCCACAUCGACCGAGUCUAUACCCUCCGAGCAGAAAGCAUCAAUGAAAGGACUGCCUGGGUACAGAAGAUCAAGGCUGCCUCUGAGCUCUACAUAGAGACGGAGAAAAAGAAGCGAGAGAAGGCAUACCUGGUGCGUUCCCAGCGGGCCACCGGCAUCGGAAGGCUGAUGGUGAACGUGGUAGAGGGCAUCGAGCUGAAACCCUGCCGGUCGCACGGGAAGAGCAACCCAUACUGCGAGGUGACCAUGGGCUCUCAGUGCCACAUCACCAAGACAAUCCAGGACACGCUGAACCCCAGGUGGAACUCCAACUGCCAGUUCUUCAUCCGGGACCUGGAGCAGGAAGUCCUUUGCAUCACCGUGUUCGAGAGAGAUCAGUUCUCUCCUGACGAUUUUUUGGGUAGAACAGAGAUCCGAGUGGCUGACAUCAAGAAAGACCAGGGCUCCAAGGGGCCAGUUACCAAGUGUCUCCUGCUGCACGAGGUCCCCACGGGAGAGAUUGUUGUCCGCCUUGACCUGCAGCUGUUUGAUGAGCCAUAGCAGCCCUAGGACGACCGUAGAGGACUUCCUUCUCAAGGCCGCCCGUGCUGUCUGUGGUCAGCCAGGGGCAGCAGGCCAGCAAAGACGAAGCCUCUCCAGGCUGCUAGGAGUAGUUUCCACAAUCCUGCCCUUCCAACCGUGCCCCGUUUUAUGAAUCCAAACCAUCUUUUCUUUUGUCCUCAUCAAAAGUCUCAUCAUGGCUUCUAGAGUCUCUGAAAUCCAUACUCUUCCACAGGCUCCAUCGGGAGCCUCGUUCUCUGGGCUGGAGGUGUGGGCCUGGUCACUAUAAAAUAGAUUUAUAAACGCAGUGACUGUAUUUUGUAGAACUUGUGCAGGUCCGUUUGUCACCUCUACGAGCCCCUUGCAGGCUAUUUGGCCCUUGAUGCCCCAUGUGUGGUGUGUUUAGUCCGAUUGUGAUGAAAUUGUUGCUGCUGGGGAGCCCAGCUCCCCCUGGGAAAUGGGGCUCUGGAUUGAGUGCUCAGCACAACGGCUCCCGAGCAGGCACCGACUUAAGUCUCUGGAGAGCUGUUAAUACAAGGUUCUCACGUGUGCCCUUAGAGCUUUGACUUGAUUAAUGUCUGUUAGAGAAACCAUGCUGGCGAUUCCACUCCAGUUCCAGGUGUGCUUGGAGGAUGGUCCUAAAGCUCAUUAUAUCCAUGAGGUUCUGUCCUGAUGAGUGAGAUCCACCAUGGUUCACUGGGAAGGCUCCGUGGCUCUGGGAUGGUUGGCAGCUAUUGUCAGGACAUCCUCUUUGGCCUUGGAGACCCUGGGAUGUUCCCUAAGGAGUCCAGUGACCAGCCCUGAGGGGAUUCCCUGCUUGGGUGACUGCUGUGGGACAUUUCAAUAGCAGUCUUUAGUGGUCCCCCCCAGGAAGUCACGCCGUAGAUGGAUGAAGUCUGAAAAAGAAAGGAGUCAAGAUGGAGCGGGGGCAGGGUGGUGGGGAGGGGCAGUGGGACCAGAGGCCAAGCUUUCCGUCAGAGUGCUUCAGGCUUCCUUUCCCUUAAAUGCUGAGAGAUAGGUUGGUUAACUAGAGAAUGACGUGACUUGCUGAUGAAAAGUUUGGGCUGAGUUUUGUUCCCAUGCUUGUAUUCCCAGUCUGUGGUCAUAUGUGUUCUCUGCAUGUCUCUGGUGUCUGGAGUUAGGCUUUCCUGCGUUCGGUGGCAGUCUUUCUCAUUGCAGGUCCUCAGAAGCAAGCUAGACUCCGGAAGUACUCUCUAAAUGGUAGUGUCUCAUGACAGAAUAGCUGCUCUGCUGGAAACCAGUAUGGCGCUGCCCUCUCCAUGAAUGUGCUUCAAGCGGUUUUCAAAAAGCAUAUGUGGGAAAGGACAACAAAGUUUACAUUCCAUACUGCUGAGAAACAUUUAUUGAGGCUAGUGUUGACUUUUGUAUCAAGAACAACAGACAUACCUAUUUUUUUGAAACAAGCCAAUAAACCUUUCAGUUAGCAGCUUUCAACUGAACAUGAGAUAGACUUAGUUCAGCGUCAGGCAUGGCUUUCCACUUCCCUGCAGAAAACACUGUCAAAACGCUUGACGCUCAUGUUUCUGAUGUUAAGGAACUGUUUCAAAUGAAGCCUAUAAAUAGAUCCAUGAGCAUACUUCCCUCUCUCUAUAACCAGGAGGCUGUGUUCAGCGUAUUGCUGAGGCACAUGUUCCCAUAGCACCCAGUGUGCAAAUGGCCACCAUUCCAACACUUUUCUUCUUGCCCCUUCCCCCCCUUCAUCCCUUUCAUGUUGGCCGUGAACAGGAUGAUGAGCCCUGUAGGUUCUAGGUUACCUACUCGCAGAACCCCAUGGUUGCAGCAUGCAAAUGCAGUCUGUGAGUCUCUUCCCCAGGGGACGCUACUGGGGUGGUCCUGGGGGUUGACAUGUAUGGAUUAGUGUCCCUUUAGCUUCUACUGUCGUUUGUUGUGAUUGAUUGUACUUCCGGGGAAGUCGGCUGACCUCAGACCCAGCUGUGACUUAAGGAGACAGAGUUCUGCGUCAUCCGCAGGUGGUGCACGGCGCCUCAAACCCUGGGCUCUCUGCUCCUUCCUUACUACCUUUUCAACAGUCAGGCUCCAUCUCCUACAAAGCGGCAUGUCCUUGCUAACAGGAAUCUGAAUGCCAGCUGUCUGCUUCGUAAGUGCUUGCCCAGGCAGUGCUGCCUGGCAUGCAGAUACCGGCCCCUCAGACACCCGCUGAAGGCAUUCCUCGUCUGUGAGCCACACUGCCAGUACCUUCUGCACCCUGCCCUCCUCUCACUCAGGACGGGGCUCUCCUGGGGUGUGGCUAUGCCCUGUCCCUCAGCCACCCCUGAGGACUAUUCUUGAGGGUUCUGAGGACAGAAGUCCCUGGGUUGGGCUUCCUUGGUGGAACUCUAGUCCCAAAGGGUCAGUCCUGGUCUCUGAAGCAUGGCUGUCUCCUCUGACAGGUGGGACCAGAUUUGCUGUGUCCACAAGAGUUUGGAGACAUAUGUAAUUUGUUCAGGUCCAGGUUAGCCCUUGCUGGUACAGAGAGAACUUUCUAGGUAGCACUCACCAGGCAUGCUACAGAGACUGGGCAAGGAUGCUGUGUUCAACUCUCUGUAAUGGUAUGCCUCUAUCUGUGGACCGAAAACAAGAAAGCUCUCUUUCUAAAGAAUAUUCAUGGAAAAUGGGGAUUUUUUUUUUCUUCCUUGCUUUGAGACAGGACCUGACUGCAUGGCCCAAGAUAGCUUUAAACUUAGCAUCCUCCUGUCUCAGCCUCCUACAUGCUAGAAUUUCAUGUGUGUGGCCACUAUGCUCGGCUGUCUUCACUUUUAUAAACAAAAGUAUAUGGAAGGGUUGGCUUUUGCCAGGGCCAAUUGACCUGAACUUAACUGGGGGAAAAAUCCCAAGAAAAGGUGGAUCAGUGGAGCACCCACACUGCCUGUUACCUUGACUUGGUGCCCACAUGGAGGUGUGUCAGAGGUCCAGGGCUUCCUAGGUGGGGCAGCAGCUACCUUCCCAAGAGGCGGCUAGACAGGAGUCGAGCUAGUGACCCUAUACAGUCCAGGUGUUCUAGGAUUCCAUGAAUCGGGAAUCAAGGGCAAAUGGACAGAGCUCUCUGGCUUCAUUUAAAAGCUGAAGUACCUGAGCUAGCUGAGACAGAAUCUGCUUACCAAGGGAUUUUGUUUUUAUACCUGUUCAGGCCUUUUUGAUUCCUAGGAAGAAGCCAAGAGUGUGAUGGAUUCUUUUAUUCUGCCUUUCCUUCCAGGAUCCAGAUUGCUAGAGCUGGUGCCAUCUCUUCUUCCUUCUGCUCCUCCUCCUCCCUGGAGCAGCCCCAUGGGAUAAAAUUCUUGUAUUUUUUUCUUUGUUUCCAUCAUUCUCUCCAGAGACACAUGGAAGAUAGCAAUUCUGGGAAGGCUGUAUUGGCCAGGCUUAUGUGCUGGGACAGAAUUGGGGGACAGAGGCUGGCCUAUGUGAGCGGUAGGAAUUUCUUUGGAAGAGCCCAACCUUGCUAGAUUAGUGAGCAACACUGGGAGUCCCAACUUGGCUGCUAAGGCACUAAUCUGCCCAGCCCCUGCACUCCUGUGCACAGUUCCCUAAGGAGGGCCAGGGCUUGACCUUCUCCCAACUACAUUGAUUGUCUACCUGCCUAGGGUCCCUGUUCUUCAAGAGGCCAGGGAUGUGAGUGCCAUAGGGCCAAGGUAAUGCUGCAAAACAGAAGGCAAAAGGAGCAGACUGUGAAAGGAUAGGUGAGGGCUGCUUGGAGGGUAAGGGCCCACUCACUGCCUCAUGCCUGUUUGAGGGGUUUAGGGGACUAUAUCUUUGGAGAAAAGACUUGCAAUCUCUGCCACCCCCACAUGCCAGGCAGCCAUAUUUCUGAAGAUAUGACGUAUCCCUGUCCUUGUCAUGGGAACUCACACCUCUCAGGUAGCAGCUUUCUGAGUGGCAUAUUAUCAUAUUUUGAAUGACCCCUGUUGAUGAAUGCUGCCCUGUGAUGGGCUAUUCAAGAAAAUAAAGAUUUCUUGUUAGUUUUGACUUGGAAUAAACACCUGGCUGGUUGCCACAGGGCUCCUCCUUCUGGUUUCCUGUUCCCUCAGACAGGGAAAGCAGUUUUUUGAGCUAGAGGAAAAGAAAAUUCUAGAGACUUUUUCACAGUUUCUCAAAAGCUUCUAGACAUUUCCUCACAAGGCGUUGUAUGAGGUCACGGAAAUCAACUAAUGUAAAUAAUAGGGACACACAACCCAGGAGAAAGAUGGCCAUGACCUCUGGCUGUCUAGCUUGAGAGCAUUACAAGUCAGAUGUCAGCACACUGGGCAGGCUGCAGUCGGGAACACAAGUGCGCCCAGCAAUGCAAGGGUGUGUUCGUCCCUAGGGGGGUCCCCAUCCAGGCCACCUGUUGAGGGCUGGGAGGCAGAGAAGGGCCCUCCUUCCUUUGUCGAUUUCAAGCCAACUUGUAGUUCUAAUUUUAAGUCAUUCCAAUAACACAAAAUUCACCUUUAGUGGCAGGGUAGAUAACUGAGAAGGUGCUUGCCCUUUAAGGAUGAGGACCUGCAUUUGAUCCCAGCACCCACUUAGGAUGCCAGAUGCAGCGAUAUAUACCUGUAUUCCCAGUGCUGGGGAGGUGGAGACAGGGGGAUCUUUGGGCUUGUUCCCUGUGUGGGGUGGGGGCCUGGCCAAUUUGGCUGGUAAACUCUAGAAUUAUCUGGAGGUACAAGACACUCAGUUUUCCCCCCUUUUAAAAAUGUAUUUAUUCACUUUCCAUCCUUAUCGAAGCCUCCUCCCUCCUUUCUUUCUGGUCCUACGCAGCCACCCUCUACCCUCUCCUUUCCCCCCCCUCCUCAGAAAAAGGGGAGCCCCCCUAAACUGCCCCAGCACUUCAAGUCGAAUCCGGACUAAACACAUCCUCUUCUAUUGAGGCACAACAAGGCAGCUCAGCUAGGGGAAAGUGAUCCAAAAGCAGGUAACAGAGUCCCUGUCAGAGACAGCCCCUACACUAAUUGCUGGGGAACCCUCAUGAAGACCAAGCUGCCCAUCAGCUACAUUUGUGCUGGGGACCUAGGUCCAGUCUGUGCAUGCUCUUUGGUUGGUGAUUUGUUUCUGUAAGCCCCAACCCCCACCCUGUCCUCAGUUAGCUGACUCUGUUGGUCUUCUUGUGGAAUUCUUGUCCCCUCCAGCAACCUCUAUCCUUCCCCCAACUCUUCCACAAGACUGCCUGAGCUCUGCCUGAUGUUUGGCUGUGGGUCUCUGCAUCUGUUUCCAUCAGUUGCUGGGUGAAGCCUCUCAGAGGACAGUUACACUAGGCUCCUUUCUGAAGACAUGGCUGAGUAUCGUUAAUAGUGUCAGGGGUUGGCUCUCUCCCAUGGGGUGGGUCUCAAGCUGGGCCAAUCAUUGGUUGGGCCAUUUCCUCAGUCUCUGCUCUAUCUUUAUCCCUGCACACCUUGUAGGCAGGGUGAAUUUGGAUCGAAGGUUUUAUGGGUGGGUUGGUGUUCCACUCCCUUCAUUGGAAGUCCUGCCUGGGUAUGGGAGGUGUCCUCUUCAGUCUCCAUGUCCCCUGCUCCUAGGAGUCUCACUCAGCAAGAGUCACCCCUAUAUCCUCCCACGAGUCCACCCCAUUUUGGAAGAGUGUUGAUGAUGUCUGAGCUCCUUGCACACACACACACACACACACACACACACACGCACACAGAAACAUUAGUGUUCACUUCAAAGUAGCUGCCUCAGUUCUACAAAGACCUAACUAGCCCCUUCACUGAAAAGAAAGCUAAUAAUCUAAUUCUUCCAGCACCGUGUGUGGAGGGCCCAUUUCAGCAUACCCCCCUACGCUGCGUCCGGGCUUUUGUUAUAUUUUAGUAGGAUUCUGUUCUGUUUUCUGCACCAGCCUACAUUCUCACUGUCCUCACAGCGGUGAGUAUUUUAGUGUUCAAAGUCCGCCCAGAAGAGCUGCAUUCAGAAUCGGACUUAUUCCCAGCGUCCCUCUGGGAUUUCUGGAGACCCGGCAGUGACAAGGCUCCCUUUUACCUGUGGAGAUGCCUCUUUCCUUCUUCUAGCACCAUCUAACGCUUAUCAUUUCGGAGAGCUCCGAACUAUGGGUUCCUGCCUCAGCAGCUAAUCUGUUGUGCGGUGGCCUUCCAGGCAGAAGCUGCCUUCCUGUUGGCAGUUUCCGCGCCGUCCGGCUGUUCCUACCUGGGUAGCUCUAUUGGCAGGUUCCAGGGUGCCGGCGCCCCCUGCUGCAGCCUCGCGGCAUUGCUCGUGUGUGACUCCAAAGAAGCUGGUGACGAGGGCGGAGAAAGGACUGGUACCCUGCAGGGGAGCGUUCUGCUCUCUCGCCGGGGAGCCGGGACUGAGGGAAGUUCUCCUGAACCCAGCGCUUCCGGCCUCUAGUGAGAUGGUAUUCCAGCCUGCAGGGGCUGGGGGUGGGCCGAGCUCUUUUCUCGGCUUCCCUGCCUUUUCCGUACCUACUCCCGAGGGGAACUUUGCAACUCAGUUCCCCACAGAAAAGGCUGGCUGCCCGAAAGAGGGCCCUGCCCCCGCGAGGCUUCUAGAGUCAGGGUCUCUCUGCUUUGGAUAGCACAGUGUCUCCGGAAGACUUCAACUUAGGACAUUUUAAGUGGCAGACGGUGGUGAGAUGCAGACAUUGGCUGCAUGGAAUAUGCCUGUGGGUGAGUGAGUGAGUGUGUGUGUGUGUGUGUGUGUGUGUGUGUGUGUGUGUACCAGGCUUGGGGGGAUGGUGAGUCGGCCUCAAGGAGACAGGAAAUGUGUUGCUCCACACCUCUCAUUCUGCGUUCAGGACCAUCUGGAAACGUGUGGGCCAAGUGCAAAAAUAAAAUUUGUGACCUCCUUGUUCCAAAUGAUUGGGAAUUUCAGUAGUGACAGCAGUGAAGGAGCCGAGUCUGGGCCCUGCUGAGUGUGGGGCUACAACAGCCAGGACCGGCCUUGACUACACUAACUGUGGCAGCGUAGAGCUGGGGUGGUGACACAGCGCCUUCCCUCCCCUCUCCCUCUUUUAUUUUCUUCCCAGUGCUAAGGAUCAAAGCUGGGGCCCCAGGCAUGCUUAGAAAGUGAUGUGUUUUUCAAAACACUAAUCUUUUUCUCUUAAAAGUACAAACAGCCUGGGUUAAAUAAAGCAGGCAGAAUGCUGAAAGCACCCCGAAUAGAUGGGGAAUUAUUAACUGACAGUUGAUAGUGUCCCCGGGUGUGUCAGUGGGUAUCAGGUGCCCUUUGAGCCUUCAAAGCUGGACUCUCUGCUUUGAAAUAAAGCUUUUCUUUUCAGUCAUCACUCGCCCACCAGGGGCUGCUCUUCCUGUUUCUGGUGUCCCAGGGAGGAUUCUAAACUACUUUGAUGGAGAAGAUCCCAGAAAGCUCAGUGUCCUUGCCCUCAGUGACUGGGUGCUUGUUCCUCUGAGCUUCGACUUUCUGGAGAGAAACGGCUGGGGCCGGCUGCCUCUCUGCCCUGGAAGCCUAGUGUCUGAGAGUUUGCUUUUGAGAGGCAGGGUUCUCACAGGCCAGAUUCCCCCACGUGGUGUUAGCAAAGGCUGCUGGGUGUGUAACCUCUGCAUGUUGCUUUGUUGUACAGCUUUGCUUGUGCUGGAUGCUCCAGGCUCUCUGAGGCUCUGUUUGCCUCUUGCAGAUGUAGUCCAGUGUCUAUACACGCAGAGCAAUAAUCCUCCCUGAGUUUCCUGUAAUCCCAUCGGUCCAAGAUGGAGGCAGGAGGAUCAGGAAUCUAAGGCCAAGGCCAGCCUGGGCUACAUGAGACCUUCUUUCAAACUAAAAAUGCAGAAACUCUUUGAAGAAGGGAAAGCUGACAGAAGCCCUGUCAGUCUGUCGUGGCUUUAAGUCACCUAAAAUGAAAGUAGACUGUUUCCAUGGGUCUCCCUGGGGGCACCUGCCCACACUGUGUCAGUACCCAUUUUAAUGGAUGAAUAUUUUGGAAUACACUUCAUCAAUAGACAUCAUCGCUGUCAGAACAUUCUUGAAAGAUCCUUGUUAUUGAUCCUCAACAGUUAGGCACUCAUUCGCCUGGGCAUUUGUUGUUAAUGGCCCCCAAAACCUCAGAUUUGGUCCACAGCAGCCCACAAGCUGAAGUCUUUGUCCUCCUUGCCCCCUGCAUGGCUCCGUGCACACAGGGGAGCAGGCUACCAUUUGCCUGUGUUGUACUGUCUCAACUCAUUAGCUUUGCAGUGUCACAUGUGUCGAUGGUGAACACAGGUGUACAUACCUGUACAGAGGUGAAAAAACUCCACAAAAUGUCCUCAUGUCUGACCAUCAGCUCACAGCUCCCGCGUUCCUGCAUUUUAUGCAGUUUCUAAUGAAAAAAAAAAAUAGAAAUCUGCUCUAUAAUGUGAAAGGAUUGUGCUCUGUAUGUGGUUUGUCAUGAGAUCUCUGCUGUAUGUUUUUGGAAUGAUGAUUGUAUGUAUUCACAGUAUGUAAGAGCUAUGCUGUUCGCUGUUGCGUAAACUUAACAGAUUCUCUAGUCUGAAUAUUUAACUUGUGAUUGUAAAAUGUGAUUUCUCAUUGAGAGACUAUUUUUCUGUAUGUAUAUGAGAGUAUUUUAGGAAUCUAAUUUAAGUGCAUAAACUAAAGAAGAAACUUAAAAAACAUAUUCCAGGAGUAGAAAUGCUUGAUCAGAUAGAUCACUUGGGUUCAACCCAACUAAAUUUUAUUAAAAAAAAACAAAAACAAAUCCAAGUUGAAUGUUUAGGAAUUCAAAAGCGUGAAUUUUUUUUAUGCCUUGCAGGGACAUGGUGUCAAAUGGGUGAAGCCAUGAUAAAAGGGAAGGGAUCCAGUAGCCAUGACCCGGGAUGAGACCAAGUUAUACUCCAGGCUCCUUCACGCUGAUGCCGCCAUAUUCUGAAGACUGAGAGGAAUGGCUUGCCUUCCACCAGGCCUGGCGCCACAGACUGUGGGCCCUACUCAGGGAUGUGGCGUGGUCAGAGAAUUCAGGGAGGCCACGUCCUGCCUCCAACCUCUCUCACCAUUUUGCAGCAGAUAUGGCUGAGCCUGGGUUUUCUAGGCCCAGCUGUUAGGCAGGCAUGACGAACAGGUAGCCCACAGCUUCCUGGAGGCCCAUGGUGAGGCAAGAGGCCAGCCUUCCCUAGUCCAUCCCCUUCCCAGAAAAAUAACAGAAACCCAGGCUGCUUCUGAGCACAGUUCGUCUGUACUUGACCACAGAAAACAUUGAGUCAGGUGACUCAGGGAGGGUUCAUGAAACUCAGUGUUUAACCUCCUCUCCAACCCCCCUCCCCGAGAGUGUCACAUGCGACUUUAGUUAGCGGUGGCCGCCAGCCCAGCUGUACACAGCUGAUCAGAAAUGCCCUUCAGUUAAGAGCUGGUUUCUGGUGCUGGCAGAAUACUGCCCACCGCAGGAAUUCUAGGAAUUAAAAGCACACAGGUGCGCGAGCACUGGUCCAGCACUUUUUUCCAUCCGUGUUGCCUCUUCAUAGUGCUACUAUAGGCUUCCCACUGGUGGAUGCUGAAGUCCAAGAGCUACCCUGACUGCAGAGAUGUGGGCAGCUUGUUGCUGAAUGCCUCAUGGACGCUGCAAAUGUCCUGUAACCGCCCCUAGUCCCACAGAUGGGGCCAUUUAUAGAGCUCUCUGCCCAGAUGUGGACCAGCCAUGUCAGGCCAGCUUGCAGGACUGUGCACAUUCCGGCUUCUCUGUCCACACAGACCCUGCUCCUUCUCUCCUGGAGUGACAGCCUCUGGGCUGGGGUGGCCAAAGGCUGCGAGGAUAAACUGUCUCUUGGCCAGGGUGUCCUAAAUCUGCACGAACAUGGGGCCCUCCCCGAUGGGGUUGGUGAGGUUAGCUAGCCUUUGUGAUCUUUGUAGUGAGAUAUGGCUGGUGGCAUUCGGACCCUUCACAUCCCUGCCCAGGCCACUCCCCUGAUGGAUGUCCUAUUCAUUGUCAUACAUACUUGCUGCUCAAUGACAGCAUUUUUCAUGGAGAUUACAUCAUCUUUAUAACAUUAAUGGAAUUCUAAAAAAAAAUAUAUUAGAAUUCCACAUUUGUCUAAGAUUUGCUGAAGCAAGGAUGCAUAGCUUGUUUGUUUAAAAAGUUUUUUUUUUCUUUUUUCUUUUUCUUUUUUUUUAUGUCAGAACACUCCUUUGGCACCUCAUUAUGUGUGAAAUGUUGUUCUAUCCAGGAGAGCAUUGCCUACUUUUUUUUGUACAGACACAGUAUCAGUAGGAACUUGGUGUGUGCAUCUCCUAAAAAGGACAAUCUCCUCAAACGAUUCUUUGGUCAUUUUGACCUGUACAGUUUAAAUCACGUAGUUCAUGAAUAAAACAAAAACAUCCGACUUCA
Meriones unguiculatus (Mongolian gerbil) is the source of this 15775-nucleotide messenger RNA. RefSeq names its product intersectin 1 (gene Itsn1). The transcript has 41 exons. The record is from RefSeq and is a predicted model, not a curated record. Lineage: Eukaryota; Metazoa; Chordata; Mammalia; Rodentia; Muridae. The coding region runs from base 370 to 5529 and encodes 1719 amino acids. Gene Ontology annotation, cellular component: presynaptic membrane; cytoplasm; plasma membrane. Gene Ontology annotation, biological process: intracellular signal transduction; endosomal transport; positive regulation of Rho protein signal transduction. Gene Ontology annotation, molecular function: calcium ion binding; guanyl-nucleotide exchange factor activity; protein binding.